Messenger RNA from Erpetoichthys calabaricus (reedfish), 2678 nucleotides. Its product is annotated as SH2 domain-containing adapter protein F-like. Gene Ontology annotation, molecular function: phosphotyrosine residue binding. The record is from RefSeq and is a predicted model, not a curated record. The transcript has 7 exons. Lineage: Eukaryota; Metazoa; Chordata; Cladistia; Polypteriformes; Polypteridae. The coding region runs from base 1143 to 2348 and encodes 401 amino acids.
GAAGAAAUCGAGCGCAGCAGACUGCUCGCUCUCUUGCGUUUAACCAGCAAUCUGUCAUGGGGAGGAGCUUUUAUUAUAUGGGUUACGGCUGCUGUACAGGAGAGCCGUGAGCGAAGAGGACAAAAGCUGGGCCGACUGCGAACGAGAAGCCGCGGGCAGAAAACACCGGGACAGGAGACGCGACGUCCGCCCCCUACAGCUAAACGCACGGAUCCUCAUGUUUGUAAGGAGCGCCGCUUGUGUCUGGAGGAGCCUACAGUAAAAUACGUGCUUCGCUAAAAAAAAUCACCGCCCCCUCCUCUUCUUCUACUAGUCCCGAAUCAACAGUGAAGAGGAAGAAGAUCAUUCGCAGGAGAGCCUUGCACCCCGUCCCACUGCGCCUCUGACUCAGGGGUAAUGGGAGGCGGUGUAGGCACCAACCAGCCUUGAAGCGACUUCUCCACACCGAUCUGUUUAAGGGACGGAGAGAAAGAGAGCGAGAGAGAGCCGGGAGAACACACACAUCUCCUCCGCCAAAUCCUCGAAAACCAACUUGCGCCGCCGUCUGCGUUUUUGCGGAGAGUGCCGCUUGACAGGUCUGGCAAGCUAACCGACGUGGAGAUCCGCGCUCUCCCUGAACAGGCUGUUUUCAGGUGUGGUCUUCCUCCUCCUCCUCCUCAGCACUUAACUUUGGUGCAAACUUGGCGAAGGUGGAGCUGCACUGAUUGAUCCCUGCGCCUCGUCGCUGUGCUUCCUGUUUCCCUGGAGCAGCCGCUUUCGCUUUUCACACGGCUUGGCUUUCCCUGUCCGCCUGAACUACCCGCUCGGAUCUGCCGCGGCUGGGGCCAGCGAUCUGCCGCACAGGGGAAUCUACGGGGACUCGUUUGAGCCCAGCUGGCGAUUCCAGACCUGCACAGCACCCAGCGCCUGCCACCCCAUCCUCAACUGGGAUCAGCUUUCUCCUGGAGUUUAAAUUUUCCACCGCUUUAUCCCACUCCGUCCCCGGCCCCCACACACCCCCCCCCCCCUUUCUUGGUGGGAUUUCCAGAGCUGAUCCAGGUGGCCCCACAACUCCGAAGUUUGACAUUCCAGCUCUUCCUACUCCUAUGCCGUAGUCCCACCGAGUCUAAAUCAUACAGUUUGUAUCUAACGCCUGGGGGGCCAUGGCCAAGUGGCUCAGAGACUACCUGAACUUCGGUAGCCGCCGGGUGCCCCCCCAACCACCCAAGCCGGAUUACACAGAGAGUGAAAUCCUCAAGGCUUACCGAGCCCAGAAGAACCUGGACUUUGAAGAUCCAUAUGAGGAUGCUGAGAACAAGCCCCGAUUGGAUGGUGGACAGUCAGACAUCCCACCACUUGGCUCUCCGGUCAAGGCCGGCUCCUUGGACACAAAGUUCUUCUCCCCAAAGCAUCGUCUCAUCAAGGUGGACUCCCAGGAGCUGAACCGCUGCAAGAUCUUGGCCACGGUGCCGCCAGCAGACCAGCCCAAAGUUGAACUGACAGCAGUGACGUCUGUGCCGCCAGCCUCGGGGGACUUGGACUACUCGGACCCCUUUGACGCCUGCCCUGAAGUGCGGCCCCGGCCUCCAGAGGAGGACCCUGAAUCUCAGACUGAGAACAACGGAUAUAUGGAGCCGUAUGAGGCCCAGAGGGUCAUCACAGAGUUGCAGAAGAAGAGCGGCUCUGACCGUCAAAAGGGCAGUCGAAGCAAGCGUGGAGUUCAGCUCUAUGAUGUGCCAUAUGAGGAGAACAAAGGGGGCUCGGAUUCGGAUGGCGGAGGUCCGCAGCACGUCCGGGAGAGCCGCCUGCCCCAGGAUGAUGAGCGGCCCGCGGACGAGUACGAUCAGCCCUGGGAGUGGAAGAAAGACCACAUCUCUAAGGCCUUUGCUGUCCAGUUUGACGGAGCCGACUGGGACCGCUCUUCGCCCCCCAAGGAACGGCUGCGCCACACAAAGCAGAGCCCGCAGAAGGGCAGCUCCAAGUUCCGCAAAGCCUCAGGACUGGAAGCCCCCACGAUGUUAGGAGAGCGAGUGGACCCCACGCUGCCACUCGAGCAACAGGUCUGGUACCAUGGCGCAAUCAGUCGCUCCGAGGCCGAGUCUCUCCUGACGUUGUGCAAAGAGUGCAGCUAUCUGGUGAGGAACAGCGAGACGAGCCGUAGUGACUUCUCACUGUCGCUCAGGAGCAGUCAAGGCUUCAUGCACAUGAAAUUCUCGAGGUCCAAGGAAGGCAAGUACAUCCUGGGUCAAAACAGCCCACCGUUUGACAACGUCCCCGAGGUCAUCCAUUACUACACCACACACAAGCUUCCCAUCAAGGGGGCGGAGCAUCUUUCCUUGCUGUUUCCUGUGCUGGUACAGACUCUUUGAUUGGACAGCGAGAGCUGCUGUGGCCUGUGAUUGGACAGUGGUACCCUAAGCAGCUGUAAGGGGAAAGGGGGGGGCCCUGUUAGCAUCCUUUUGUUCUGACUACCCAAAACCCCACCACCCCCCCCCUCCACCCCCCCCACCCAUCAUGUGUAGAGAAGACAUCUGUUCAAAAACGCUGUCGUCUUUAGCCGUGGUGUUACUAAUGUUCACUUAGUAGAAAGGCAGGCUGCUGCUUGCAGCACAUCCUGGGUUUUACCUGCUCGCUUUGUGAAACUUUCUAGCUUUUAUAAUAGAGUGUUUAUAAGUUAUGGGGAAUAAAAAUCAAUAAAU